Molecule: messenger RNA, 1721 nt
Organism: Papilio polytes (common Mormon)
Lineage: Eukaryota; Metazoa; Arthropoda; Insecta; Lepidoptera; Papilionidae
Product: solute carrier family 22 member 3-like
Exons: 8
Biological process (GO): transmembrane transport
Molecular function (GO): transmembrane transporter activity
Source: RefSeq, a predicted model, not a curated record
GCGGUAUCGCGUAACGUUAACUGGUUGCUAGCUUUUUAUACAGGAAUUAAAAAAUCAUUGCAAUAAAAUUUCAUUAAAUCAAAUAAAAAGCAAUUACGAUCAAAAUGCUAUCGAAUGACGGUGAACGCAAUGAGAAGGAGGUGGAGAUAAUAGAGACGAUGGAGAAGUUCGGCAGAUAUCAGAUGCUGCAGUACUUCUUGAUAUGUCUGCCAGCGGUCAUCGUCACCAUGCUCAAUGUCAACUACGUCUUCGUCGCUGGGGAGAUCAACUACAGAUGUCGUAUACCAGAAUGUGAUGGUCAGUAUCCGGUGUACAACACGACGUGGUGGCCCAACACGCACACUGACAGGUGCACGAGGCCGCUGCUCAAGCAGCCGCCAGCCGGAGUGUGCACCAAUAACAGUUUCUCUGACGAAGUCGCGGUCUGCACAGAAUGGGUCUACGAAAGUAAUGACACAGUUAUUGCUGGGCUCGAUCUCGGUUGCCAGCCAUGGAAGUCGAAUCUAAUCGGCACAAUUCAUAACAUCGGCAUGUCGCUCGCUAUGUUGGCAUCUGGAUGGAUGGCUGAUAGAUUCGGUCGUUUACCGACGUUAGUAGUGUGCUCAUUGGGUAGCUGUAUUGGAUUGUUAAAAGUCUUCGCUACAACGUACUACGUCUAUGUGAUAAUAGAAUUGUUAGAAGCGACUAUUUCUGGCGGGGGGUACACAGCUGCUAUGGUAUUAAUGAUAGAAAUAGGCGGUAAAAAGAACAGAGUUUUAGCUGGCGUGAUAUUCGCUUACGCUAUAUAUGUUGGCGAAACACUUUUCGCUCUUAUUGCAAUGUACGUGCCUUAUUGGAAGAACUUGGUCUUGAUCAUUUAUAGUCCUGCAAUAUUAUCCAUAUUUCUAUUUUUGGUAAUCAAAGAAAGUCCUAGAUGGCAAUUGAUUAACAACAAAACGGAAAAUGCCAAAAAUACACUACUGCUUGUGGCUAAAGUGAACAAAGUUAAUAUUGACAAUGAAAAAUUACUUAAUAUGACUGAAGAGAAUCUUAAGAAAGAAUUUAAUAUCGAUAGUUAUGAAGAAAAAGAAGGUUUUACAGCUAUAUUUAAAUCCAGAGAGAUGGUAAAACGAGCAUUGGUGGCGGCGUUUUGUAAAUUCACAUCUGGCUUUGUGUAUUACGGAUUGAUGGUGAAUUCUGUCUUCUUACCUGGCAAUAAAUACACUAACUUUAUGCUCGCGUCAGUGAUGUCAUAUCCGGGGGAGUUGAUGUCGUUAUAUUUGAUGAAUAAGAUAGGUAGAAAAUUUCCUUUGAUUUAUGGUUAUUUAUUAUGUGGACUGCUCUGCGCUGCAACUGGAUGGAUACCUGAAGAUUAUACUUGGCUGAAAAUAACAGUGUUUUUGUUGGGUAAGCUGUUAGUGUCGGUGUGUUUCACCGGAGUGAUCACGUACACAAUGGAGCUGUUCCCCACCAGCGUGAGAGGCACCUUGCUUGGAGUGUGCUCCGUCAGUGCUGCCGUGGGCAGUAUGUUGGCACCACUGACUCCUAUACUAAAUUCGGUGUCCGUGGUUCUUCCACCUAUGAUCUUUGGGAUAACCGCUGUUGUCUCUGGUAUCCUUUUAACCAGGACGCCUGAGACUAAAGACGCUCCUCUAAUGGACACUAUUGAUCAAGUGGAACAGGCUCGUUUUAAAGCUACACAAGAAGCAAGCGUACAAGGAGAAGAUAAUCUUGGAUUUAAU